Messenger RNA from Staurois parvus, 534 nucleotides. Lineage: Eukaryota; Metazoa; Chordata; Amphibia; Anura; Ranidae. The record is from the annotation of a GenBank genome assembly.
CUGACUGUAUCAUUAGUAAAGCUCUGUGAUGUCAUAGUGUGUACAGGCAUUGUGUAUUCACUGCAGUCUACAAAGACUCUGACCGUCUCCUGUACUGUGUCCGCAGUCUCUGGUCAUCUCCUGUACUGUGUCCGCAGUCUCUGGUCAUCUCCUGUACUGUGUCCGCAGUCUCUGGUCAUCUCCUGUACUGUGUCCGCAGUCCUCUGGUCAUCUCCUGUACUGUGUCCGCAGUCUCUGGUCAUCUCCUGUACUGUGUCCGCAGUCUCUGGUCAUCCCUGUACUGUGUCCGCAGUCUCUGGUCAUCUCCUGUACUGUGUCCGCUGUCUCUGGUCAUCUGGUCAUCUCCUGUACUGUGUCUGCAGUCUCUGGUCAUCUCCUGUACUGUGUCCGCAGUCUCUGGUCAUCUCCUGUACUGUGUCCGCAGUCUCUGGUCAUCUCAUUCUCUGGUCUCAGUCUCUGGUCUCCUGUACCGUGUCCGCAGUCUCUGGUCCAUCUAUGUCCUGUACCGUGUCCGCAGUCUCUGGUCAUCCCCUG